Molecule: messenger RNA, 922 nt
Organism: Dothidotthia symphoricarpi CBS 119687
Lineage: Eukaryota; Fungi; Ascomycota; Dothideomycetes; Pleosporales; Dothidotthiaceae
Product: adenylylsulfate kinase
Exons: 3
Coding region: 133-756 (207 amino acids)
Biological process (GO): sulfate assimilation
Molecular function (GO): adenylylsulfate kinase activity; ATP binding
Source: RefSeq, a predicted model, not a curated record
AUGCGGCGUUUGGCAUCAAACGUCGAGAAAACCACUCAAUUUUCUGUCCUCGUCCGCUCUUCCCUUUAAAAUCACUUUCCACCUCACAACUAACAUCCAUUUACCUUCCUGUCUCCCAAAAAACCUUGCAAAAUGUCAACCAACAUCACCUGGCACCCGUCGCUCUCCCGCGCUGAGCGCAACUCGUUCCGCAAGCAGAAAGGCUUCACAAUCUGGUUCACCGGUCUCUCCGCGUCCGGAAAGUCGACCAUUGCUACGGCCCUCGAGCAACAUCUCCUACACCUUGGAUUCGCCGCCUACCGUCUCGAUGGCGACAAUGUACGCUUUGGACUGAACAAGGACCUGGGGUUCUCAGAGAAGGACAGGAAUGAGAACAUCCGACGGAUAGCGGAGGUCGCAAAGCUGUUCGCUGACAGCUCCACUAUUGCCAUCACAUCCUUCAUCUCGCCAUACAAGGCUGACCGCACCAUGGCACGCGAAUUACACGCCGUCACCACUGGCGACGACGAGCCGCUGGCCUUUGUCGAGGUCUUCGUCGACAUUCCGCUUGAGGUUGCCGAGGCCAGGGACCCCAAGGGCCUGUACAAGAAGGCGCGCGAGGGCAAGAUUCCCGAGUUCACGGGCAUUAGCGCGCCAUAUGAGGCACCAGAGAAGGCGGAAAUUCACAUCAGGAGUGACCUGAAGAGUGUGGAGGAGAGCGUCAAGGAGAUUGUGGACUACCUGCAGGGACGGGGGCUGUUGAGCUUGGAGAAAUAGGUGGAAUCUCAGCAAUUAUCAUGUGUGUGAUUUUGAAUAUACUCCUCAAUGCUAAAAGUACAAUUCAGCUCAAGCUCGACUAUUGACGGUAUGCGCAGUCCCUAUAUAAGUCAAGACCUACAGAUAUGGGUAUGAUCUGCUUAUCCACCAAUUACACCCACAAUAG